Molecule: messenger RNA, 1251 nt
Organism: Manihot esculenta (cassava)
Lineage: Eukaryota; Viridiplantae; Streptophyta; Magnoliopsida; Malpighiales; Euphorbiaceae
Product: gibberellin 2-beta-dioxygenase 1
Exons: 3
Coding region: 144-1133 (329 amino acids)
Biological process (GO): response to light stimulus; gibberellin catabolic process
Source: RefSeq, a predicted model, not a curated record
AUAAAUUAAUGAAAUGUGGUCUAUGCUGAUUACAGCCAACUCUUAUAAAUAGCUCAGCACCACCCUCAGUUUCAAUACCAAAAGAAGAAGAAAAAAAAAAGCCUUCCCCUGCUCUUCAAAAUUUGUCCUGAACAUCAACAACAAUGGUGGUCCUGUCCAAUCCAGGUAUUGAACAGUUGUCAUCUCUAAGAAACUGCAAACCCACCACAUUAUUUUCUGGAAUUCCCAUUAUAGACCCCUCUAAAUCUGACUCUAAGCACCUCCUUGUUAAGGCCUGCGAGGAUUUUGGAUUCUUCAAGGUCGUCAACCAUGGAAUCCCCAUGGAAUCCAUUUCCAGGCUUGAAUCUGAAGCCCUCAGCUUCUUCUCAUUGCCUCUUUCUGAAAAGCAAAAGGCUGGACCUCCUAAUCCUUUCGGCUAUGGUAACAAAAUCAUUGGACCAAACGGCGACGUUGGUUGGGUCGAAUACCUUCUCUUCACAAUCAAUCAAGAAUCCAUUUCCCAGAGGUUCAUUUCAGAAGAUUUUAGGUCUGCUUUGAAUGAUUACAUAUCAGGUGUGAAAAAGAUGGCAUGUGAGAUUCUUGAAAUGAUGGCUGAUGGUUUAAGAAUCCAACCAAGAAAUGUGUUCAGUAAACUUUUAAUGGACGAACAGAGCGACUCUGUUUUUAGGCUAAAUCACUACCCUCCAUGCACAGGGCCAGGGAUUCACACUCUGAAUUCUAACAAUAUGAUUGGAUUUGGAGAGCACACAGACCCACAAAUCAUUUCUGUACUGAGAUCCAACAACACAUCUGGCCUGCAAAUCUCUCUUGGAGAUAGCAAAUGGAUUUCAGUCCCACCUGACCAAAACUCCUUUUUCAUCAAUGUUGGUGACUCUCUGCAGGUCAUGACUAAUGGGAGGUUUAAAAGUGUGAGGCACAGGGUUUUGGCAAACAGUAUGAAAUCCAGAGUUUCAAUGAUAUAUUUUGGUGGGCCACCUUUGAGAGAGAAAAUAGCUCCAUUGGCUCCACUCAUGAAGGGAGAAGAGGAGAGCUUGUACAAAGAAUUCACCUGGUUUGAGUACAAAACAUCUGCAUAUAACUCAAGGUUGGCUGAUAAUAGGCUUCUUCUCUUUCAGAAAAUAGCAGCCUCAUGAUUUCAGCUAAGAGCAACUCUACCUGGGUUCUUUUUUAUUUAUUUUCUAAUACGUUAUCAAAGUGAAAGUUUUUAUAUAAUUAUUUAUUAAAAAAAAAAAUUGUAUGGUUACUGUUUUG